AUGUUGAAGCUACGUACAGCAACUGCGGUCGUAUUCCUCAAUAUAUGUACCAUCAGCAGCUGUAGCUUCAACAUCUACCCAACCAUCAACAGCUGUAGCUACGACAUCUGCCCAACCAUCAGCAGCUGUAGCUACGACAUCUGCCCAACCAUCAGCAGCUGCAGCUUCGACAUCUGCCCAACCAUCAGCAGCUGCAGCGUCGACAUCUGCCCAACCAUCAGCAGCUGCAGCUUCGACAUCUGCCCAACCAUCAGCAGCUGCAGCUUCGACAUCUGCCCAACCAUUAGCAGCUGUAACUUCGACAUCCCCCAAACCAUCAGCAGCUGUAACUUCGACAUCCCCCAAACCAUCAGGAGCUGUAACUUCGACAUCCCCCAAACCAUCAGCAGCUGCAGCUUCGACAUCUGCCCAACCAUCAGCAGCUGCAGCUUCGACAUCUGCCCAACCAUCAGCAGCUGCAGCUUCGACAUCUGCCCAACCACCAGCAGCUGCAGCUUCGACAUCUGCCCAACCAUCAGCAGCUGCAGCUUCGACAUCUGCCCAACCAUUAGCAGCUGUAACUUCGACAUCCCCCAAACCAUCAGCAGCUGUAACUUCGACAUCCCCCAAAUCAUUUGCAGCUGCAGCGUCGACAUCUGCCCAACCAUCAGCAGCUGCAGCUUCGACAUCUGCCCAACCAUCAGCAGCUGCAGCUUCGACAUCUGCCCAACCAACAGCAGCUGUAGCUUCGACAUCCCCAAAACCAUCAGCAGUUGUAACUUAGAAAUCCCCCCCAACAUUCAGCAGCUCAACUGUAGCUACGACAUCUGCCCAACCAUCAGCAGCUGUAGCUUCGACAUCUGCCCAACCAUCAGCAGCUGUAGCUUCGACAUCUGCCCAACCAUCAGCAGCUGUAGCUACGACAUCUGCCCAGCCAGCAGCAGCGGUAGCUACGACAUCUUCCCGACCAUCAGCAGCCGCAGCUACGACAUCUACCCAACCAUCAUCAGCUGUAGCUUCGACAUCUGUCCAACCAUCAGCAGCUGUAGCUACAUCUGCCCAGCCAUGAGCAGCUGUAGCUACAACAUCUUCCAGACCAUCAGCAGCUGUAGCUACGACAUCUGCCCAACCAUCAGCAGCUGUAGCUUCGACAUCUGCCCAACCAUGAGCAGCUGGAGCUACGACAUCUGCCCAGCCAUCAGCAGCUGGAGCUACGACAUCUUCACGACCAUCAACAGCUGUAGCUACGACAUCUUCCCAACCAUCAGCAUCUGUAGCUACGACAUCUGCCCAACCAUGAGCAGCUGUAGCUUCGACAUCUUCCCGACCAUCAGCAGCUGUAGCUACGACAUCUUCCCAACCAUCAGCAGCUGUAGCUUCGACAUCCCCCCAACCAUCAGCAGCUGUAGCUUCGACAUCUGCCCAACCAUCAGCAGCUGGAGCUGCGACAUCUGCCCUGCAAUCAGCAGCUGGAGCUACGACAUCUUCCCGACCAUCAACAGUUGUAGCUACGACAUCUGCCCAACCAUAAGCAGCUGUAGCUUCGACAUCUGCCCAACCAUCAGCAGCUGUAGUUACGACAUCUGCCCAACCAUCAGCAGCUGUAGCUUCGACAAUAGCCCAACCAUCAGCAGCUGCAGCGUCGACAUCUGCCCAACCAGCAGCAGCGGUAGCUACGACAUCUGCCCAAUCAGCAGCAGCUGUAGCUACGACAUCUGCCCGACCAUCAACAGCUGUACCUACGAAUCUGCCCAAUCAUCAGCAAUUGUAACUUCGGCAUCUACCCGACCAUCAGCAAUUGUAGCUUCGACAUCUGCCCGACUAUCAACAACUGUAGCUUCGACAUCCACCGACCAUCAGCAGCUGUAG
Messenger RNA from Haliotis rubra (blacklip abalone), 1848 nucleotides. RefSeq names its product protein psiR-like. NCBI's taxonomy places the organism in Eukaryota, Metazoa, Mollusca, Gastropoda, Lepetellida, Haliotidae. The record is from RefSeq and is a predicted model, not a curated record. Bases 1 to 1848 code for a protein of 615 amino acids. The transcript has 2 exons.